Nematolebias whitei (Rio pearlfish) is the source of this 2017-nucleotide messenger RNA. It is a transcript of the gene nfyal, whose product is annotated as nuclear transcription factor Y, alpha, like. Gene Ontology annotation, biological process: regulation of transcription by RNA polymerase II. NCBI's taxonomy places the organism in Eukaryota, Metazoa, Chordata, Actinopteri, Cyprinodontiformes, Rivulidae. Gene Ontology annotation, cellular component: CCAAT-binding factor complex. The record is from RefSeq and is a predicted model, not a curated record. Gene Ontology annotation, molecular function: DNA-binding transcription factor activity, RNA polymerase II-specific; RNA polymerase II cis-regulatory region sequence-specific DNA binding. The transcript has 10 exons. The coding region runs from base 107 to 1147 and encodes 346 amino acids.
UUUUGUCCGCUCACUUUGUUGAUUGGGUUUUAGCGAGCUGUACUGGAGCCAAUCAGAGGGAAACCGGACAGUGAAGAUACGAAGGACUGAAAGAAUAAAUAAAGGCAUGGAGCAGUACACCACUGCCACCACUACCACUGGAGAGCAGAUUGUUGUGCAGACUGCAAACGGGCAGAUCCAACAGCAGACGCAGGGCACAUUGACCGCUGUGCAGCUGCAAACAGAGGCGCCAGGUCAGCAGGUGCAGACACUCCAGGUAGUCCAGGGACAGCCCUUGAUGGUUCAGGUGAGCGGUGGACAGCUCAUCACAUCUUCAGGGCAGCCCAUCAUGGUGCAGGCCAUGUCAGGGGGUCAGGGUCAAACUAUAAUGCAGGUUCCUGUGUCUGGAGCUCAAGGUCUACAACAGAUCCAGCUGGUGCAGCCUGGUCAGAUACAGCUGCAAGGAGGCCAGACUCUCCAGCUCCAGGGUCAGCAGGGUCAACCCCAGCAGAUCAUCAUCCAGCAGCCCCAGACAGCUAUCACCGCCGGACAGAACCAGGGACAGCAAAUCAGUGUCCAAGGCCAACAGGUUGCUCAGACAGCAGAUGGACAGACUAUUGUUUACCAGCCUGUCAAUGCAGAUGGGUCUGUCCUGCAGCAAGGAAUGAUCACGAUUCCUGCUGCUAGCUUGGCAGGUGCUCAGAUCGUACAGGCAGGGAACACCAACACUAACACCACCAGCAGCGGCGGCCAAGGCACUGUGACCGUCACCCUGCCUGUCUCCGGCAACAUGGUCAAUGCAGGUGGAAUGGUCAUGAUGGUGCCUGGAGGAGGUGGAGUUUCAACGAUGCAGCGUAUCCCCCUGCCAGGCGCCGAAAUGCUUGAGGAGGAGCCCCUGUAUGUCAAUGCUAAACAGUACCACCGCAUCCUGAAGAGAAGACAGGCCCGAGCCAAGCUGGAAGCUGAAGGCAAGAUUCCUAAAGAAAGGAGGAAAUACUUACACGAGUCUCGCCACCGUCACGCUAUGCAGCGCAAGCGAGGAGACGGAGGUCGAUUCUUUUCUCCUAAAGAAACAGAGGAAGUGGCUUUGGCCCUAUCACAACAGCACGACGAUGUAGCCCAGACAGGACCGGAUGAAACGGUGGCUCAGAUGAUCCGAGUCUCGUAGCACUGCCGCCAACACUGUGACUUAAAUCUGAACUCUACCCUGACUGAGACUCUUGAUGCCAGCUAACCAUCUGACAAACUCAUAUGGUCUGCAGUCCUUUCUGCCUCAGUAGACCCAGCAGUACUUUAAGUGUUUUUUGUUUUUUUCCGCGUCAUUGGUCUUCCAGGGAUCUGGCUGAGUUGUUGCCGAACCAGUCUACUCCCCUGGUCUUCUUCUUUUAAAGAGAGGAUAUUAUCAAGCUAAAUUUAUCUGGUUGAAUGCAAAAAAAAUCCAAAAAACUGCAGUGCUUUUUUUCUUUGAAGAUUUGUUUGGACUUGAAUAAAACUUGGAUUUGAUGGCAACCAGUAACACAGAGGCAACGCUGCUCAUGAAGCUAUACUCUGUAUAUUAGAAACAUGAACUGUUUUCUUAAAAUACUAUUCGUAAACGAUACCAGUUAAUUUUUUGUCUGAAGCAUUUGAUGGUUUACAUUUCAUUGCUGUUCUGUGUGAUUCAAAAGUUUCCCUUCAUAUGAAAAUGUAAUUAUUUAAACCCUUGUACUUUGCGAACUUAUAUGAAUCCCAUCUUCGAUCCACUGAGCAAAAACAUUGGUUAUUUGGAGAUCUUGUACAAAACGUUUUCUUCCCCGGUGUAUGUGGACAUGUGCCAGCUCUGUUAAAGCAUUUUACACUGUUUAUACAUACUUAAUGUUUUUGCCUAAAAAUGAGUUGUGUUGAAUCGCAUUACAUACUAUAGUUGUGUACAGUAGAUGAUUUUCAUCAUUAAGUCAUCAUAGGUGUUUGUCUACAUCGUAGGUAAUUAGAUUUUUUUUAAGCCGUCAGAUGCAGUUAAUGUUAUUUUUAUAAGUGGGUUGAAGUUGUUUUCAUGAAA